AGAAAAAACGUGUCGGCUGAACAAUCUACGCCAGUAUCCACCAUAUUGAAAAAAAACGGCUACGCUUUUCCGUAAAGAAUGCAUAGACCUUAUACCACUUGUACUACCACUAGUGUAAGGUCCAUGGUAAGGAGUUAAUGGUAAUACGGUCGCGUGAUAAUACUGGCGGCCAUUUCGCAGUUAUCAUUAAUUGCUGACAUACCUAGUAUUUUGUUUUCGAGAAUCGUUUCACUAUUUUUAUGCUUUAUUGAGCGCUUUAAACGUUUUACGUACUCGAAUACAAUUACACUUUGCCGUGAGGUAUAAUGUUAUCUUUUCUGUAGUUGUUUAUUCGACAUUGCGUAACAUUUCAUAUUCAAAAAAAUAAAAAUAUAGUAUUUAUUUUACAUUAUAAAUAUUUAAAUAGCUCGUUUUGAUGUUCAUUAUGUUGCGCAGGGCCUUUUCAAAAGUUGAUGUAUCGUGAACGUCUUAAAAGUAAUAAUCAUAAUUACAACAUGGACUACAGUAAGGAAUUUGACGAUUUACAAACCUACUUGAAGAAUGAUGAACUAGCACGAGCAAAAACGCUAUUGGAUCAAAACACUAAUUUUACCAAAUAUCAUGCUGACGGCAUAAUACAUUUGUUGAGCAAGGAAUUGACUGAAACAAAUUAUAUUGAAAAACGGAAAUUGUUUAAUUUUUGUGAAGUUCAUUUACAUUCAAUGGCUGAAAACAUAGAUUUACAAGAAAACGUUUUUGACUUUAUAGAAUUAAUAGACUUGCGGGAUUGUAAAUUGUCAUCCACAGUGUCAAUUGCUAUUACAGUUUUAAAUACUAUGGAAAAUCCCAAUCUGGUAUGUUUGGAAUACUUGCUCAGUAGUACUUUCAACCAUUUGAAUGAAAUGGAUUCCAUACGUUUGGAAAAUAACCUGCUCCAUGUUAUAAGCAUGUUGACGAAAUUAGAAAAACAUAUUAAUAAUCAACUUUCUGCAUUAUUUUAUUUCGUUAAAAUGUCAUACCUCUUCUUGCGUACAAAUAUUGAUCCUAUUACAUUUUUAGACACUACUCGUAAUCUUUUGAGCGAUCCAUUCUAUUUAUUAGAAUAUGAAUUUGAACAAACUGAAGAAAGAAUCCUAGAAAACAAAUGCAUGGCUUCAUUUUUCUAUCUUUAUUUAAAAAAUGGCAUAUUAUGGAAUCCAAAAGUUUAUAGUCGGUUUUACAUUUUAGAAAAAUUAUCAAAUUUAGCCAUGUCUGUGUUUGAAGAUGAUCGAUUUGGCAAAUCUUUUACCAAGUUGAUUCUAACUAAAUACAAAGAAAAUGAAAUCCCUUUACAUUCAUUGAAUAAGCAUCAUGAAGAAUUUUUUAUGGAAGCGGCUCAUACUUCUUUGUAUAAUUUAACACUGGAUGUAAGGAAAGAUUCGUUUGAAUCAUUAAUGUUAUUUAUCGACAAGCUGUGUUCAGAAGCACAAUAUAUUGUAUUCCGACGAGUAUUUACAAAAUUAAUCGAUUCUGGUCUCAAGGCGGAGUUAGUAAUAAAAAUGAAACAACUUUUAUUCUCAAAAAUAAAAAAUCAAGAAGACUCGCAGUACUUUAAAGGAAAACGUCUGUUAGAAAUGGUGCAACUCUGUUGCAACAUACCUUACGGUCCUGAAUGUGAUGUUAUUAAUAAUAAAGAGCAUGUAUUAGCAGCGAUAACACUGGCAUAUGUAUUGUAUGGUUACAAUGGAGAUGGGUUAUGUAUGGACAAACCGUUUUUAAAUUAUCUUGAUGUGUUUGUAAGUGUUGUCCAAAAUGCUAUCGAUUACUCUGCAGUGCAAUACAAAUUAGAAAGUAUUAAACUGAAUAACCCUGGAAACUGUAAAGAAGAUACCAUAUCGGUACAAGUACAAAAUGAGAAUUUACCUAUUCCGUCGCUGAAUGAAAAACGGAAAAUGUUAUCCCAGUACAACACAACUAUAAAGCUCAUACAAUCUAAUUUGGAUUUACUUAAAGGCAUUAUUAAAUGUAGAAACUAAAAAUAUUAUUUAAAGUGCAUUUAAAAAUAUACUAUUUGAUGAGUUUGUAAAUUAUUAUUAUUUUUUUUUUUUUUAAUAAAA
Adelges cooleyi (spruce gall adelgid) is the source of this 2075-nucleotide messenger RNA. It is a transcript of the gene Coq9, whose product is annotated as ubiquinone biosynthesis protein COQ9, mitochondrial. Gene Ontology annotation, biological process: ubiquinone biosynthetic process. The coding region runs from base 453 to 1994 and encodes 513 amino acids. NCBI's taxonomy places the organism in Eukaryota, Metazoa, Arthropoda, Insecta, Hemiptera, Adelgidae. The record is from RefSeq and is a predicted model, not a curated record. Gene Ontology annotation, molecular function: lipid binding. Gene Ontology annotation, cellular component: mitochondrial inner membrane. The transcript has 2 exons.